Messenger RNA from Penicillium roqueforti, 1980 nucleotides. RefSeq lists its product as uncharacterized. Lineage: Eukaryota; Fungi; Ascomycota; Eurotiomycetes; Eurotiales; Aspergillaceae. The transcript has a single exon. The record is from RefSeq and is a predicted model, not a curated record. Bases 1 to 1980 code for a protein of 659 amino acids.
AUGAAAGAACCACCGCCUGAAGCUAGAAACCUGCCAGAGACUCCUCGAAAUCAGUUCCGCACUCCGAGAAGCCAUAGUCCACAAGGUCUUCCAACAACUGCCACGAAAACCAAGACCGCACGGAACCGACCACCACAGUCAUCGACAUCGGCAAGCAUUCGUAAGCGAACAUCGCUGCCACGAGUUCAGUCUACUCUCACGCAAAUUGACUUUGUGACACAGUCCACACCUUCCAAUGAUGACCAGCUUAGCUACAUCGACGAACACAAACGUCGUGACGAUACCCACGACACAACUGAGCGGCCAAAUGUAGAUGAUGAGUCCGACAAGGAAUCGGACUAUCUUCCUGCUCCACCACUUCGGUCGGCCCGUAUCUCGAAAUUCAGAAUGAGCGAACGAGAGCACGAUUCGGAUGAACGCCCGCAGAAGCGGAGGAGCUCUGGAUUCGCUAGUCGAGAUACACACCGAAGUGAUGGACCACGAAAGAGCGAGGCCCCAAGGGCGAGUAUUCGUCCUAGGGGCGGUCGAAAAUCACUAGAGAAGUCAGCGGGGAAGCGGGACAAGACCUUAACUCAGAUGGACUUUGUACGACGUUACAUUACCAUCAACGAUGAUGAUGACGAUGUGAACAUGGGAUAUAUUCAGCCGACACCGCAGAAAAAGGGCAUGAAAGAUGAACCAACCGAGCACACGCCGAAAUUGAAUCAACCACAAACUACGAAGCGUCCGACCUCCACCAAACGAAAUCGCAGAGCUUUGGAAGAAGAGCUGGAUCUCUCGACGGGCGAACCUAUAUCCCAGCAAAACGAAGCACAACAGUCAAAUCCUGGAAGCGAAGGUGAGGGCGAGCGGGUAUCUGCAGCUCCCGUGACACCGCGGAAGCUUCGCGCGCGCGAGAUACCUUCUUCACAGACGCCUGAAAGCCCUGGACUCGCUAUUAUAACCUCAUCUCAAUUUCGCAGCGCUACUCGCUCUCCUUCAAAACGUAACCCGCUGAGUCCCACGGAUAAUUCUACGUAUCCUGUCAAAGAAGAAACCACGGAGGCUCGGCGAGUGGUCGGGGAUUCACAAGACCCUGGAGGUGAAUCUUUACCACAACCAACAACAUUCAAUUCUCCAGGGAUCUAUAACCAUUUGAUUCACCCCGAUCUGACAACUACCGAGGAAUUUCCUUCAUCUGCACCUCCAACGGAGUCGACUUCCCAGGAAUUUCCCACCGAAGAAAUCGGGGACUCGAGGAAUGAACCCACCAAAAGAGAGAGGACAGUCAUUUAUGAAACGGACGCGGACUCAGAAUACGGAGACUCUGAGGACAACCUCAAUGGAAGUUCCGUGACACCAUCUUCAAAGAAAGCAAACCGACCAAUUGGUCCACAAGACGGCGUACAGGGGACUGAACACAGCGCGGAGUUAUCCAAGGAUGAUUCUCAAGAACUUCCUCUACCAGUUGUGCAAUCAAGCCCUGGACCCAAUGAUCCUCCAUCCGAAGGUCCAAUGUCUGAUGCCUCAAUUUGUUAUCGAAGAAUGCACGUAGCUACACAAUUCCCGCACGAGCCAAUCCCAAUGCUGAAUACACAGAAGAUGGCUGAGCUGUUCCCUCACGGAGACAGUACCCAGUACACAAACUUGGAGGCAUGGAGGCCUUCUCUUCGCAAACAGGCGACGGGGCCACUCUUGCAGACACAGAGCCAGGAAGGCGACAAAGAGUCUACUGAAAUGGUCCCCGAGUCAUCGCCUAUCCGAGAACAAGAACGUGGAAUCGAUUCAGGUGAUAGUUCGUUCCAACGACCUCGUGUUCCUGGCUCAGUGGUCCAAGUCGAGUCCUCACAGGCAGUGGACCGAGAUCCUCAAUGGCAGGGCCGAGUCCUCUCACGGAGCCAGCUGCUCACAUCAAGCGUCAUGGAGAGCAUUCCACUCCCGAACUUUUGGAUGGGGAGUCAGGAUAGUGUAGGGGAGCCUUAUAGCUUACCUGAAGGAUGA